Calidris pugnax (ruff) is the source of this 2412-nucleotide messenger RNA. RefSeq names its product RUN and FYVE domain containing 4 (gene RUFY4). Gene Ontology annotation, biological process: positive regulation of macroautophagy. The coding region runs from base 119 to 2281 and encodes 720 amino acids. The transcript is spliced from 11 exons. The record is from RefSeq and is a predicted model, not a curated record. Lineage: Eukaryota; Metazoa; Chordata; Aves; Charadriiformes; Scolopacidae.
AAAAAGGAGAAGCGGGCGGGCACAGCUUGGGCGCAGGGACACACCAGCAUCCCCCUGGCACCCAGCGAGAACCUUGGGGAACCCCACAGCUCCCAGCCACAGACCCCUGGCGACAGCCAUGGCAGGGGACGGGGAGCUCAACCGCAUCAUCAAGGACCUGCAGAAGACCGUGGCUGAGCUGAACCGCAGCUACCGAGAGCAGAACCUGCCUGUGACAGACGGGAGCCGAGAGCUGCACAGCCUGUGUGCCCAGCUGGAGUUCCUCCUCCAGUUCGACCUCAAGGAGAAGAGGACCUUCUUCGGGCAGCGCAAGGACUAUUGGGACUUCUUGUGCCAGGGCCUGGCGCAGCGCCGGCAGGAGCACGAGGGCGUUCGCUUCGUCACCUCCCUGGACAAGCUGAAGACCCCCGUGGGCAGGGGCCGAGCCUUCCUGCGGUACUGCCUGGUGCACCGGCAGCUGGCAGAGUCCCUGCAGCUCUGCCUUCUCGAUCCCGAGAGCCUCCGGGAGUGGUACUACGCCCGCAGCCCCUUCCUGAACCCCCAGCGCCGGGCAGAGAUACUGGGCAGCCUCUACGAGCUGGAUGGCGUCACCUUCCACCUGGCUCUGCGCAGGGCUGACCUGGACAUCGCCUGGCCCAUGUUCUCCGAAACACUGGUACGGCACAGCCCGGUGUCCGGGAGCAGCCCAGCAAGGACAGCCCUGCAGACAGAUGAUGCUGGCACCGAGUCACAUGAAUGGCCUGAUGUAAUCGCCCGUCCCACCACAGCACCCCGUGGGGUGUCAGCCCACUCAUGCCCACCCGCCUUGGCUGCCCCACAGGCAGGGGGUGUAAAGGUGGAGGAGGAGCACGUGGAGGUGAAGAAGGCUGUGGAAAAGGGGGAUGAAGAUGAGAUGGAGGAGGAUGAGAAUGAGGAUGAGGAGGUGGAGGUAGACGUGGAGGAGGAUGUGGACCUGGAUAAGGACAUGGAAGAGGAGGAUGAAGAGGAGUUGGAGGAAGUUGAGAAGGAGCUGGAGGACGUGGAUGUCGAGGAGCUGAAAGACUCACAUGGCGCUGGCAAAGCGCCCCAGCCCAAUGGUGACGAGGAGCCUGGCACGCCCCCACUACCCAGCACAGGGUGCAUGCCGGGCUCCUCGCCACCAGUGCCCAGAGAGUCGGGCAGGACAGAGGUGUCCCUGCAGGCACUGGUGUCCCGGCUGCAGGCAGAGCUGGGGCAGCAGGAGGCGGUGUCACAGGCGCUGGCAUCCCGGCUGGCACGGGAGCAGCGGCGGCACCGGCGUCGGGAGGAGGCCAGUGCCCGGCAAGCCCAGCUGCGGGCACAGGAGGCCGAGGCGCUGCGGGAGACCAACACCUUCCUGGGGCAGGCGCUGGCGGCAGCGGUGGCGGCAGGGGGUCCGGGGGCACUGGCACAGGCACAGGAGGAGGCACGGGAAUGGCGGGAGGUGGCGGAGGAGCGGGGUGCCCGGCUGGCCGGGGCGCUGGCGGAGGUGGCAGCGCUGGCCUCGCGCCUGCAGGACUGCCAGACGGCACUGGCGGCAGCAGCAGCAGGACAGACGGACACGCUGAAGGACACCAGUGCCUCUGACGAGGUGGCCGCUGUGGAGGAGGUGCUGCGGCAGGCACUGGAGCUCACCUGUGGCCCCCUGGAGACCCUACCGAGCCCCCAGGUGGAGGGGGAGCCCAACACGGCCACCAGCAUGGCCAUGCGCCUGGCCACCAUGGCCACUGCAGCGCAGGAGGAAGCCCAGCAGAGCCGACAGCAGCUCCAGGCCCAGCAGCAGGAGGUGGUUCGGCUGCAGGAGCAGCUCAGCAGGGCCCGGCAGGACGGGGAGCGCUGGGCAUCGGCACUGCAGCGGGCGCAGCGGGAGGCCCUGGAGCGGGAGGCCACGCGUGGUGCCGAGCAGGCGCGGCAGCAGGAGCUCAUCCGGGACAUGAAGGGGCGGCUGCUGGAGCUGCUGCGGGAGAAGGAUGCCCUGUGGCAGAAGACAGAGGGCAUCGACACCCCGAUACCCAGCCCAGCGCCUCGCGAUGUGGGGCUCUGCACCCGCUGCCACAAGGAUUUCCGCCUCCUCUCCCGGCGGUACAACUGCAGGUGGGCUAUGGGGGGCACUGAGGGGGGGGGCACUGGGAUGGCACAGCUCUCACCACCCUCUCUCUUGGCAGGCUGUGCCAGGGCAAGGCUGUGCCAGGGCAAGGUGUGCCAUGCGUGUUCCGUGGACGUGGGCAAGCAGGGGCGCUGCUGCCUGCUUUGCUACCAGCAAAGGCACCCACAGGCUACGUGAGCCCCCAGGACCACAGCCCUCUCACCACACCUGGGACACCCCCUGCCCUGGCUGCCUCCUCUCGGACUUACCAGGGACCCAGGCAUCUGGAGCCUGCGGGCAGGUCCUGCUGCCCGACAUUUCGGGUUUGA